AUGGCCACCAAAGAUACGAUGAAGGCUGUCGUCUUUCACGGCCCAAAGAAGGUUGCUCUUGAGGAACGCCCAGUCCCCAAGAUCCAGGACCCCACAGAUAUCAUUGUCAAGGUGUCAUAUUCGGCGUUGUGCGGCAGCGAACUCCAUGUGUACCGCGGUCACCAGAAGUCAGCACCAGGCUUCAUUAUGGGCCACGAGUUUACCGGUGAAGUGGUCGAGGCUGGCAGCGCAGUGAAGACAGUGAAGAAGGGAGAUAGGAUUGUGACUCCUUUCACGGUUUCUUGCGGCGAAUGCUACUACUGCAAGCACGGCUUCUCCUCUCGAUGCGAGAAGUGUCUUCUCUUCGGCUGCCCUCUGCUGGACGGAGGUCAGGCUGAAUAUGCUAGAAUUCCUCUCGCUGAUGGAACCGUCAUGAAGGCCCCCGAGGGCAUUGACGAGAAGGCCCUUGUCCUCAUGGCCGACAUCUUCCCCACCGGGUACUUUGCCGCUGCGAAUGCUUUCAAGGAGUUCAAGAGAGAGGAGGUCGCCGAUCUCACUGUGGUCCUCAUCGGAUGCGGACCGGUUGGUCUCUGUGCACUGAUCAAUGCACUCGAGUACAAGCCCAAGCAUCUGCUUGCUGUCGACUCUGUGCCUUCGAGACUUGACCUUGCCAAGUCUCUCGGUGCUGAACCCUGGAACUUCCAGACUGACAGGCCAGGACUCGAUAAGCGAGUCAAGGAGCUGACAGACGGACGCGGCGCGGACGUUGUUAUUGAAGUCGUCGGACUGAGCCCUGCCCUGAGAACUGCUUUCGACCUGCUUCGACCGUGGGGAACUAUCAGCAGUGUGGGAGUGCACAAUGCAGAGAUCCCGUGGACCGGAAACGAGGCCUACGGUAAGAACCUGAAGCUGCAGAUGGGCCGCUGUCCCGUCAGAUCCAUCUUUCCUCAAGCGUUGGAGAUGCUGAAGAAAAACCAACACAAGCUGGGAUUCAUGGCAGACAAGGUCAUGCCUCUCAGCCAGGCCGUGGAGGGAUACGAUCUCUUUGAUAAUAUGAAAGCUCAGAAGGUUAUCUUCGAGGCCGACAAAUAA
Messenger RNA from Paecilomyces variotii, 1071 nucleotides. RefSeq names its product putative alcohol dehydrogenase. The record is from RefSeq and is a predicted model, not a curated record. NCBI's taxonomy places the organism in Eukaryota, Fungi, Ascomycota, Eurotiomycetes, Eurotiales, Thermoascaceae. The coding region runs from base 1 to 1071 and encodes 356 amino acids. Gene Ontology annotation, molecular function: oxidoreductase activity; zinc ion binding. The transcript has 5 exons.